Stegostoma tigrinum is the source of this 2343-nucleotide messenger RNA. It is a transcript of the gene rhbdd3, whose product is annotated as rhomboid domain containing 3. The record is from RefSeq and is a predicted model, not a curated record. The transcript has 5 exons. NCBI's taxonomy places the organism in Eukaryota, Metazoa, Chordata, Chondrichthyes, Orectolobiformes, Stegostomatidae. Gene Ontology annotation, molecular function: serine-type endopeptidase activity; protein binding. Bases 877 to 2163 code for a protein of 428 amino acids. Gene Ontology annotation, cellular component: membrane.
CGCAACUCGCGCCGGAAAUGUUUUAAUUCAAAAAAAAGGGCCUCGACUCCAAUCGCCACGAUCCCGCCCGAGUUCUCAAAUUGUUACGCAGAUAUUACAGGUGGACACCGCCGACGACCCCUUCCCCUCUGCUUUACAUAGGAUUGUCAAAACGAAAUUUAAAAAAAAACGAUGAUUACGAAAGAACGGGGCUGGCCUCUAUCCGCCGAUUCGCGGCCGAGGCUUUAUGUUUAAAUGUCUGCCUCCACGUCGCGCUAUUUAAAGACAAGGCGGCGCACUGAUGCGUCCAGCGUAACGCGGUAAACCGUUCGGGUAGAACAAUGGAGGGAAUGUAGCGCCUUGUUGAUGGUUCCGGGCCGGUCGCGAUGGAAACGCGGCCAUUUCGCUUCAGCCACCAUCACUAUGCGUACCUCGUAUCCCCGCUUCUCUUUUCUUUCGAUUCUCUCCUCCAUUGCGUUGGGCGCGCGGACAUUAUGUCUUUCCUCACGGGUUUGAAAGCGGGCUGAAAUAAAACGCACCGUCUCCACUGUCAUACAAUCCGUAACCUUGCACGGAGGUUUUGUUUUAAUAUAAUCAGAUCCGCCAUAACGUGGCUGUAGUAAAGACAACACCGCCCUUCACUCCUUCAAGUCUCCCUCCCUCUCUGCUCGACGCCAGUCAGCGAUGCUCGGUCCUGUUGUGGGGUGUAUCUCAGGGGUGUGGUGGGUGUCUCCACCCCGGUAAAGAGCCAACGAAGAGGGAGGCCGGUGAUCGGGCACCGAGUAAGAAGGUCUUCGGAGGAACUCCACACCCACCCCGAUAUUAUUAUUAUCAUCAUCAUGAUGUCGCGGCGACAAUAAUCAAGACAUUUUCUUCUCCGACCCGCCGGGGGUUGGGAUGGGACGCUGCGGCGACUGGGUGCGGGCCGGCCUCGGGGUGGCCCGAGUCAGGGCCCGGGUGCCGAGCGCCAGCGCCGCCUUCCUCGCCCUUGUUCUCUUGUUGUGGCUGACCGGGCCCGAGGAGGCUUUUACCCUGACAGCCAGCUCGGUGCUCUCUCACCGCCAAGUGUACCGUUUACUGAGCUACUGUUUUUCCCAUGGGAAUAUUUUUGCCUUGGUCAUCAAUGUUGCAUUGUUAGUUGUCUUGAGCAGCCACCUGGAGCAACAGUUGGGCACCAUUCGAUACUUCUACCUCUCCAUCCUUUUUGCUAUUUUUUCUGCACUGCUUUAUCUGCUUUUGGGCAAACUACUAAGUCUUGAUGAAACACCAGUGUGUGGUUUUACAACUGUUCAAUUUGCUGUGGUGACACUAAGUUGCUGUAGCUUGGGAAUGAAAAGAACAAUCACAGUAGCAGCAGUACCUUGGAUAUUUCUCCCUGUUGCCUACCUUAUUAUCCCAGGUUCAUCUGUCCUUCUCCAUAUCUGUGGAAUUAUUGUUGGGCUGACCUAUAACUAUAGAUUUUUGUUUUGCCUGGAGUCAUCAAACUCAUUGAUAGAUUCUGUUGAAAGGCUGGCUGUCUGUAAGUUCCUGCAACUUAACUCCUGGAUUCCAUUUAUCUUCUCUCCAGCAAAAUAUCAUCUUCCUGUUUGUAACAUGGAGAGAUUCCAUUCAGUGCCAGAAGUCUACAGAACUGGAGGGUCCUCAACAGUACGUUUAAAAGCUGCUUCUGAUGAUUGUACGAGAGAAGGCAACAGCUACAAUAUUGAAAUGGAUUCUCAGCAGACAGAAACCUUCAUGCAGACAUUGCCUGCUUCAGACCCUCACACCGGAUCUCCACAUACCAAUUACUUACAAGCAGAACUGUACAAUCCACACGAUUUUACACAUCUUAGACAGUUGGAUUCCAACUAUCAUCCCUCUGGAUUUUACCACCUGAAUCCACAUGAUGUCUAUGCUGCUGCUCCUCAUGGUCUUCUCACUGAUGAGGAUCUUCUUCAUGCUGGUAUUAUUGCCUCUUUACGAGAAUCUGGAAUGGACCAGAACCGUAAAGUGGAAAUACCUAAAUCUUCAGUCUCUUCUUUACGAUUACAGCAAUUAAAACAGAUGGGUUUUUCAACUGAAAAGGCUGCCUUAGCAUUGGCUGCUUCAGGAAAAAUAGAAGGUGCCAUUAAUCUUCUCGUGGAAGACCAAGUUGGAGACGAUGCUGUUGUGACAGUGGCAAAGGUGAAAACAACCUCCAAGUGACUAUAAUCGAUACUGCUAGUUAAUAUCCUCUGCAGAAACAAAUAACUUCACAGGUUCCUGAAAGAUGACUUAAAUAUGGCCAUACGAUGCAACUUUUGAAUGGGUCACAAAAUGAAAUAUGAGUAUUGUUUAGUCUUUUGUUACAUAUACGUAACAAUAAAAUAUUCCUUACAUUUUCAA